Adineta ricciae is the source of this 276-nucleotide messenger RNA. The record is from the annotation of a GenBank genome assembly. NCBI's taxonomy places the organism in Eukaryota, Metazoa, Rotifera, Eurotatoria, Adinetida, Adinetidae.
AUGGCGUCAGCACCCAAAGAACUCGAACGUCAUGGUCCGACAGAAGGCUUAAAUUUUAAACGUUCUCAAGCCGAACAGUUAUUCAAACAUUGUCUGAAUAAAAGAAUCAGUUGGUAUGAGCCAAUCGAAGAGGGUUUGAAUAAUUUUCUUGCUUUUGUUGAUUGCGAGAACGAUACACAACGAUACGUUUUAAAAAUCCGUGGUGCGUGUUGUGNGUUUCCUUUAGGUCUAUUCAUAAAUCAGAUAGAAUUUUUCCAAAGAUUGUUCGGCGGAUAA